Molecule: messenger RNA, 1324 nt
Organism: Paramecium sonneborni
Lineage: Eukaryota; Ciliophora; Oligohymenophorea; Peniculida; Parameciidae
Source: the annotation of a GenBank genome assembly
AUGAAUAAUUAACUCUUGCAAUUUUAGUUGAUUUUAUUAUCCUCAUCUGUGAUCACUUUAUUUUACAUUUAUGACCGAGACUUAAAUAAGCAAAAGAUAUCACUAAUGUUUUCUCUGUGUAACAUCAGUAUAUUACUGCUUGAAAUAAGAAUGAUAGGAAAUUUAUAUUGUAUAUAUGUUCUCUAAUGAAUAAUAGAUUUAACAAUAGCAGCAUCAAUAUUCUUAAUAUCAAGAUUGUAUUUCAAAUAACCCCAAUAGACUGAGAUUCCAUAGAUUAAUAUUUUGAAUACUUAAGUCUCAGAACGCAUAGGGAAAAUAGACUAAGAAAUGGAAUAGUAACCUUAAUAUCUACCAGCUAUUCCAUCCAUUUAAGAAAGCAAUUCAAAUCAUACUCCUAAGUAGAUGGCUCAAAUGAAUGAAAUCAAUAAUGUACCUUAAACUACGACAGAAAGAGGACAAAAUCAUCUCAAAUAGGAUUCUGGCAUUAGUUUCUUUGGAGAUAAAAAACGAUCCUCUUAUUCUAAAAACAACAGCAAUGGAGCUCUUCCUCAGCGAUCAAACACUAUUUAACAAACUCAAGGUAAGAAUUAUAAUUAUAUAUAAACAAGCUAAUUUUAACGUUAUAAAGUAUCAAGAUGAUUGUGGAGAAAUCAAAUUUGGUAUCCUCAAGACUUUAAAAUCAAUUAACUAUGAUCAACUAGGCAAAGAGAUAGAAAUUAUAUAUUAGAAUGAAAAAACAUUGACUAGAUUAUUAUCUAACAUUGAAAAAAAAGGAGGACCUCGUAUGUAGAUUCUCUAUGAAAGUCAACCAUAAACAAAUCAUGUUGUUGAUGACAACCUAAGAGGAGCCAUUUAAUUAGAUUAUAUUAAUAAUGAUUCCAUUAAAAAUGAUGAAUUUAAAAAAAUUACUUGGAAGAAAAUUUUAGAGACAUUAAUUUUCUAGAUUGUUUUAAUUUGUAAUUUCUAGAUUAUUCAACCAUGGUAGAUAGAAUAAGUUUUAUUAUUUGCUUUUGUUUCUUUUAGAUAAAUUUUUUAAUUCUCAAAGUUAAAAAUAUAAGAACUUGAAAUCUCGUUUAAAUUUAGACAGAUCUUAAUAUGGACUAUACUUAUAUUUUUGCCUUUGAUUUUUGUAUUUAUCUUAAACAUCAUCCAGUAAACUAUAGCUGCAAAAUUAACUGUUAUUGCCUAAUGGAUCUCAAUUAUGAUCACAUUUAAAUAUUACAAAUCAUGUUAGGAGUAAUUAAUUUUCUUAUCGAUUUUUAGGCAUAUUCAUAUAGUUUCUUUUUAUAUACUUGUCUUGGCCACUCUUCUCUGUUUUAUUUGA